AUGCGUGACGUUGUGGAGAAUGAAAAGGUAGCAACAGGUACAGACGAAUCUAAAACCGACACACUGGUGGAUGAUCUGCUUCGUAUCGCCGACUUGAAUGUCUGGCCCUUAAAGAUACUAAUAAUUAUUAAAGAAAAGCCUUAUGUUUCCGCAGACCUCGAAUUUGUGGUUGCUAAUCGAAAAUUAAAUAUGGUGGCUGUAGAGGAUAAACAUAUUAAAAACAUCUAUUCACCAAGUGGUUUUGGAGAAACACAGAUUGCCGCAAAUAUUAUUGCUUGUGGAGAUGAGAAUAUACGUGCCACCGAUAAUGAGGAACCUGUUGAUGAGACCAUAUUUGCCAUGCGCGUUCUUUCAACGUACGUAACAUUUUACAAGGCAGAGAUCCCUGCAAAAUAUUGGGCCGAGCUUAGUCGUGGUUUACCAAAAACGGAAGUCAUUGUUAAGAGAUGGCCAGGAGAAAAUGCUAAGCGGAAAGGUCUGGAUUUAGUAGAACCAAACGGGAGAAAAGCAGUGCUAGACGCGUUAGCUAAUAUUCGUGAAUUUCUUCUGCGCCACGAACAACCUGCUUUAGAAAAGACAACUUUAAAAUUUCUAGCUCUUGAUUUACAAUUAG
Messenger RNA from Racocetra fulgida, 613 nucleotides. Lineage: Eukaryota; Fungi; Glomeromycota; Glomeromycetes; Diversisporales; Gigasporaceae. The record is from the annotation of a GenBank genome assembly.